AUGGCUACAAGCUACAGUGAGCAGCUAGAGGCGUUUCGCCAGAGCGACGCUACACGAGACGCGCUGGUAGCCCAAGUAUUGACGGAAUACGAGGAACUCAAGGUCAAGAUCGAAGAGAUCACCGACGACUACAAGAAUGAGGUUGAAUCACGACGAAUGUGGCAGUCUAAGGCCAGCAAGUGUGAGGCGUCGUUGUCCGAAGCACUCGCGCAGCAAAAGCAGAGCUCGAGCAACUUUGCAGUAGUUCUCAUAGAUGGAGAUGGCGCUAUCUUCACUGACUAUCUUUACGGCAUGGGCAAGGACGGUGGUGCCGAAGCUGCUCAUCAGCUACACACGCAAGUUAAGAAACACCUAAAGACUAUCUAUCCCGACUCUAACGUGGAAGACUGGAAUGUCGUCGUCCAAGUGGUUCUCAACCUGACGGGGCUCGCCUCCAAGCUUAACUCAUGCGGCAUCAUCAUGAAUCCCAACGAACUCCUAGCAUUCGGUCGCUCGUUCGGCUUGGCCCAGCCUCUCUUCAGCGUCGUCGAUGUCGGUGGUGGCAAGGAGAGAGCGGAUCAUAAGCUGCGAGAGCAUCUUCGUCUGUACAUGCGCAUUGCGCAGUGCAAACACGUCUUCUUCGCGCCAUGCCAUGAUACGGGCUACCUCCCCGUGCUGGAGUCGUACCGUAGAGAGCAUGCAAGCCGAAUGACUUUAAUCGAGACUCGAGACGCUGAGCCGGGCUUUCUCGAAUUGGGAAUCGAGAGGAUCCGAAUGCCAGGCAUCUUUCGGUCUGACAAUCUACCAAAUGGACCGAUCAAGUCUACCCUGCCAACGAUCGGGCUGGACACAGCAACCAACUCGAUUCGAUUGCCUACAUCCAUCACGUCGCCUCAUCCUAAGCGAGUUCCACCACGCAUGCCGUCCAGUGUGCAAGCCAACUCUGCGACAUUCGUGCCGAAAGCGCCUUCGCCUGCACCAUCAACGGAGUCGAAUGGAUCUACGCUGGGGGCAUCGUGGGCCACUGUCGGUAAGAGUGGCAGCACUUCCAAGACAAUCAGCAUAGCGCCCAAGAAAGCCGUCGUUCGCAAACACGUGCUCGUCAACACCUACAACGAACGCAUUGACAUCGACCUGCCGCGCACCGAUCCUGGCGCCGAAGGCCGAUUCACCGAACGCACCAAAGCAUUUGGCAAGCACUGCAAUGCCCACCACUUGAUCGGCAAGUGUGAGAGAGGCGAGUAUUGCGACUAUGUGCACGGCGAGAGGGUCACGGGCGGCGAGAAGCUGGUUCUCAUGCACAAGGCGCGAUCGCUCAGUUGUCCGCAGAAGUUCCAGUGCAUGGAUCCUUCCUGCCCGUAUAGCCAUCACUGCAAGUUUGGCAAAAUGUGCUUUGUCGACCGUUGCUAUUUCGCCGAUACUCAUGAGAUGGACAUGGAGCCUGCGAAGAGGGUAUUCGAAGAUGGAACGGAGGAGUGGCUGCCCUCUUACCUUGAAAAAGCACGGUAA
This is a messenger RNA of Sphaerulina musiva SO2202, 1488 nucleotides long. RefSeq lists its product as uncharacterized. Bases 1 to 1488 code for a protein of 495 amino acids. Gene Ontology annotation, molecular function: metal ion binding. The record is from RefSeq and is a predicted model, not a curated record. Lineage: Eukaryota; Fungi; Ascomycota; Dothideomycetes; Mycosphaerellales; Mycosphaerellaceae. The transcript is spliced from 3 exons.